Molecule: messenger RNA, 750 nt
Organism: Penicillium hordei
Lineage: Eukaryota; Fungi; Ascomycota; Eurotiomycetes; Eurotiales; Aspergillaceae
Exons: 3
Coding region: 1-750 (249 amino acids)
Source: RefSeq, a predicted model, not a curated record
AUGGAUGACCGCCAUCAUUUUACCCAGAUCCCUGACCAGGGUACGGUUCCUGGUGUCUCGUCUCGUGAAACUGAAAUGACCCUCAAUCCAUACAUUUCAUUGCAGUACGACAUUGAGGAGGCGCACAAGAAGUUCAUCCAAUAUGCCGAGAUCAUUGCUCAAGGCGACCCCUUGGCACUCAAGGUCGGUGACUUGGUCUUCUACUCCGAAGUAGAAAGAACAGCCGCUAGACUAUUCGGACAGCGACGCCCACGCAUGAUUGAAUGCACUACGGAUAGACCAAUCCAAUGGACUGAGGUCUUUCUUCAGCCGCUGGGGCCGGGAGAUUUCCAACAACAAGAGAACGGAACGUACCAGUGCCGCAUCCGGGGGACUUUAAUCGAGGUUUCCGAGGCGAACUACACUCAAAUCAUCACCGGCGUUCCUGGACGACUUUUGCAGCCAUCGCAAAACUUGUCGAGUGAGGAGAACGAGAGGCGCGUUUGGCUCAUUCUCAGCUCCUACCUACAGCAGACACGACAGAACCUCCAAUCAAUGCCAUUGAUUGCGCGCGCAACUGAGGGCGAGAGUUCUAAUACCGGGUUAGUUGCACAUCACCCAUUUUCGGCGAAUCGUCGGGCGAUCAAUGGCAGAUCCGGCCUCACUUCCGGCAAUACUUCUGAUAGAAUCCGCCUCUGGUUGAUGGACGUCGAGGUUCUCAGUACUACAGACGACGAUGCUGAAUCAACUGGAUCCGACAUCCCUUACUAG